Messenger RNA from Phodopus roborovskii (desert hamster), 2404 nucleotides. It is a transcript of the gene Shisa8, whose product is annotated as shisa family member 8. Gene Ontology annotation, biological process: regulation of AMPA receptor activity; regulation of short-term neuronal synaptic plasticity. The coding region runs from base 1072 to 2268 and encodes 398 amino acids. Gene Ontology annotation, cellular component: postsynaptic density; AMPA glutamate receptor complex; dendritic spine membrane. NCBI's taxonomy places the organism in Eukaryota, Metazoa, Chordata, Mammalia, Rodentia, Cricetidae. The transcript is spliced from 4 exons. The record is from RefSeq and is a predicted model, not a curated record.
GGUGUGCAUCUGGCCUGGUCCUCAGGGCCUGGCCAGUCUUCUAAGGCCUCUGCCUUAGGGGAGGAGAGCAGACCACUUCCCAGGGUGAUCUUGAGGUGGCCAGCUCAAGUGGGCUCUGGCCAGGCUGUGCCUAGAACUGGGACAUCCCAGGACCCCAGUCAAAUGUCCAGGAUUUGGAAUCAGGACACAUGCUCUGGGGCAGACCAGAGAGGGGUUGAUCCAGGCUUCACUCUUUGCCAUUUUAGUGCUGUGAGUCCUUAUUGUAGAAGGGGAAACGCCCUCUUCACUCAUGUCACCAUCAGGAUCAGAACAGAUAGAGGGUAGGAACGUUGGGGCGUGGUGGGGGACUGGGUUGUCACCCUUCCUGGCCUAUUCCAGGUUGCUUUGAUCUUUAUUCCUCUCUUUGUACCUUACUUUGAAAGAAAGAACCGCUCAUCUAAGGCCACUGAGACCCGAGUCCCCAGAGCUUUUAGCUGAGCCCCCUCUAGGGUCCAAUUCAGACAACUUGAGGGAGGACAUGGAGAGGGUCCCUGGCGGUGGGAAGCGCCUGCAGCGUUGGCCCUAAAGAACCCCUCCUUCCUGGGCGCAGUGGCCGCGCUCCUCCCCCGGUUCUGCCUCCCUCCCGUCCUCCUCCCCUCGCUCCCUCUCCCGCCCGCGCCGAGCCCGCGCCGAGCCCGCGCCAGAGCGCGGGCAGCGCAGAGCGGGCGGCGGGAAGGCAGCGGUGUCCGGCGACCCGCCGCCCGGCUCAGUCCCCAAAAGACACAGGCCCCGCACGCCCGCCGGGGCCAGAGGCAGCCGCUGGGGACCGCGCAGACGAGCACCCGCCGCCCGGCUCCACCGUGAGCAGUCCGAGGUGAGCCCGGGAGGAGGGCGCGCCCACCGGAGGAGGUCCAGCCCCGCGCACUCCACACCGAACACACUUGUGUCUGGAGCCGCGGACCUACCAGGAGGCGACAGCCCGGAGCCAGCGCGGACAGCUGGGAGACCUGUCCCGGAGGGCGCUGGGGAGCCGGGCAGAGCGGCCGCGCGCCGAGACAUGCGCCGGGCGAAAUAACAGGAGGUGCGGGCUGCAUGGAGCGUGUUGGGGCACGGGGACAGCGCGGUGCCCGGCGCCUGCAUGGGCUCCCGCUCGCUUUCCGGCUGGUGUUGCUGCUGGCUGGGUCGCCGUCGGGCCGCGCGGGGGCUCCCGAGGCGCAGGAGCCCGCAUCGUCCGGCACCGUGGCCCCGGAGGGAGGCGACCGCUGCCGCGGCUACUACGACGUGAUGGGCCAGUGGGACCCGCCCUUCAACUGCAGCUCCGGUGUCUACAGCUUCUGCUGCGGCACGUGCGGCUACCGCUUCUGCUGCCACGACGGCCCGCGCCGCCUGGAUCAGAGCCGCUGCUCCAACUACGACACGCCGGCCUGGGUGCAGACUGGCCGGCCGCCCGCCCGCGCCCGUGACACUGCCGCCCCGCGCGAUCCGGGCCGCGAGCGCAGCCACACUGCGGUCUACGCGGUGUGUGGUGUCGCCGCGCUACUCGUGCUGGUUGGCAUCGGGGCACGCCUGGGCCUGGAGAGAGCGCACAGUCCGCGCGCUCGGCGCACGGUGACCAGGACACUGACAGAACUUCUCAAACAGCCAAGCCCCCAGGAACCACUGCCCCCACCUCUGGGUCCACCUCUGGGUAACUGUGUUCAGUUACAAAUGGGUGAUGGUGUUCUUCGGGGUUCCUCGCACAACACAGACAAGAAACGCCUCAAUAAUACGCCUCUGGGAUCUGCCACCCCGGGAACCCCGCGCGGCCCCCGGCUGCAGGGUGGUGGCAGCUUGACGUUGCAGCCAGACUACACCAAGUUCGCUACUCUCAAAGCAGCAGCCCUCAAGGCCACAGAGGCUGUACCCCAGGACUUCUAUCAACGUUUUCCCUCUACCGAGCCGGCCCCACGAACCCUCCCUGCGCGGACCGCGCGUCCUCCGGAGGACUUGCCUGCACUGCUAGAUGCCUGUCCCUGGGCCCCUCCACGUUAUGUACCUCCUGCUGGCCCCGUCUCAUCGGUCCCCUAUGCAGCUUGGACUGCGGGCCGCCCCACGCGACUGGUCCCCCGUGGCCACUUGGUGGCUCAGGUCUCCCCUGCACCCCGGCGGUCCAGCCACAUGCCACGCCGCCAGUUCAGUGUGGAGAAGCUGCCUGAAGCCUUCAGCGCACAGCCUGCCACCUUUUACAGCAGUGUGGGCAGAGGGCCCAGACACCUGAGCACCAACAGCAAAGCUGAAGUCACUGUCUGAAGUGGAAACACUGGAGCCUUCUGCGGGGUCUCGGGCUGGGGCUGUGGAACGGAAGUGCUGGCUUUCGAUCCAGAUGGGACUGGGGACAUUUGGAGCCUAUGGCAAAGGGGGCCAAAAGGGUAGGACUAUUCUUACC